Molecule: messenger RNA, 3193 nt
Organism: Branchiostoma belcheri (Belcher's lancelet)
Lineage: Eukaryota; Metazoa; Chordata; Leptocardii; Amphioxiformes; Branchiostomatidae
Product: syntaxin-5-like
Exons: 12
Coding region: 375-1412 (345 amino acids)
Biological process (GO): intracellular protein transport; vesicle fusion; endoplasmic reticulum to Golgi vesicle-mediated transport
Cellular component (GO): SNARE complex; Golgi membrane; endomembrane system
Molecular function (GO): SNAP receptor activity; SNARE binding
Source: RefSeq, a predicted model, not a curated record
GCUUCCGGAAGACGUGGCCACCGUGACGUCACUACGAACCUGAAGCCGGUGUGUCACGAAUGUUUCACAAGUUUCCACAAAUUUCCUGCUGACUUCAGCUCUGUUAGCCCGUUCACUGAUGUCGCGAACAGUACACGUGUGCAGGAUCACAUACAGACGCAGCUGAAGGAACAGAAACAGCAGCUACCCAAACAACAACAGAAAACCAUAGAGUUGGAUCAACACUACACAGUGUGUCAGACUGAACUAAGCCUGAGGUACAAUCUUCAAACAGCUCACAACAAGUUGUACCUCAUUCAUGGACUACAGGACAGAGGAGUCGGUCUGUAUGCAGUUUACUGUCCAUUCCUCGUCUUUGGUUCUGGUGCUUCUCAAUGACGACUAGGCGCCGCAGGUUUGAUUCCGGAGGUUCGAGUAACGGGAACGGCAGUGAACGGACUGUUUCUUCUUCGCCGACAUAUGUGGUACCGUCUGUCGAGAUGUCGUGUCGAGACAGGACCUCUGAGUUCGUCUCUGCUGUCAAGUCCAUGCAGAUGAGACAGGGAGCUGCACUGAACAGACCUGUAUCCAGAGAUUUGAGGCAAAGGAGUGAAUUUUCACACAGGGCAAAGAGAAUCGGAAGAGAUAUCGCCAACACAUUUGCCAAGUUAGAAAAACUUACAAUACUGGCCAAAAGGAAAUCCUUGUUUGAUGACAAACCUGUGGAAAUCCAAGAGUUAACAUACAUCAUCAAACAGGACAUAGCUAGUCUCAACAAACAGAUUGCAGAGUUGCAAGAGUUUGCACGGUCAAGGGUCAGACAAAAUGGCCGCCAUGUCCAGUCACAUUCCAACAGUGUGGUGGUAGCACUACAGUCGAAGCUGGCCACGAUGUCCAAUGACUUCAAGUCAGUGUUGGAGGUUAGAACAGAGAACCUGAAGCACCAGAGGUCCAGAAGAGAACAGUUCUCUCAGGGUCCAGUCUCCUCCAGCAUGCCUCCAUCUACGUACAACGCACCCAACGGAGAAGCUGGAGGGUCCAUCCUGUUACUAGAUGAGACCAAGUCUCUCCAGUCAGGCGAGGUGGCCAUUGACAUGGACGCACUGGAGAGACAGAGACACCAGAGACAGCUGCAACUCGUGGAGGAGGACGAUGCGUACAUCCAGGAGCGAGCGCGGACGAUGGAGAAUAUUGAGUCCACGAUAGUCGAGCUGGGCUCCAUAUUUCAGCAGCUGGCCACCAUGGUCAAGGAACAGGAGGAACAAGUACAGAGGAUUGAUGACAACGUGGAGGACACAGUUCUGAAUGUGGAGGCGGCACACGGGGAGAUCCUGAAGUACUUCCAGUCCAUCUCCUCCAACCGCUGGCUCAUGAUCAAGGUCUUCGGCGUGCUCAUUGUAUUCUUCAUCAUCUUUGUCGUCUUCUUGGCAUGAGAGCGGAUGUGUUGCCAUGGCAAUGAUACACCUCUUAGUUGUACAUUGAUUUGUGAUUAAUCCUAUAGUACAACUCAUUUUGUUGGAUCUCAGAUUUUUUAAGUAAUAUGCUUACAAAUGUCAAACACAAAGUUUGAGGACCAGGUUAUGUCUUGAUACACUCAGUUUUAUGGAGUUUAUACAGUCACGUUCAAGUUUUCCACCCUGCCUUCUGCUUUUAUGAUGUCCACUUUAAAAUGUCUGAGUACGAGGAAAAUAAAUUGGUGUGACCUAAGAGUAGCCAUGUUACUUGUCGUGUCAGAGAAGGAAUGGAUCUGCCUUGUAGUGUUUAGGUUUUACCACACUGAUGACGUAAAAAGCAUAUCUGAAUACAAUUCUCUCACUCAGGCAAACAGCCUAUUAAAUGAAAUGGUGCUCCCAUUGUUUAACAGUCUUUUUUAAACAGAUUAGGAGCUAGGGGCCGAAAUAUUAAACCUGGAAAUUUUCAAUACAUGGCUGCCCUCCACAGUUGACAUACCAAAUGAACUUGUUUGAACAAAACUGUGUAAGAGACAUUACUAUUCUUACUUUUGUACGCAGGACAGGAGGAAUUUUCAAAUUUGAAAUGUAUGAUGCAAAAUACAUGAAACCAAGCAAACAUCUGUUUGCCCAAAACAUGUUGGCAGUGUUUGCUGAAAAUCCCACAGAAAAACAAGCAUCAUCAUUUUCAUCAUCAAUUUAACAUACUGUUUGUCUUAUGCAGUGUAUUUCACUAAGAUUUCAUCACCAUUUCAAAAUAUGUUGACUCGGCCACUCUUGUCCAUUCUACAUAUGUUGUGAAGUUAUCUGAUCUUACUUUAAAUAUGAUGUUCUCUAGCUCCUUACAGGCUGUAUAUGAGAAUGGCAUAUGCAAUCAAGAGUGUGGAGAAUCCUUUCUCUCUACUGUAAAACCAAAAUCAAUUUCUUGUAGCUGUCUGUGGCCAGAUCAAGUCAUGGGAAUAAUGACCUCUAAAAGGUGGUGUGUAAAAGAUAUUGGAGAACAGGGCAUCAUUUUUGGUGACUCUUAUUGACAAAUUGGUUUUGGUGUAGAGAGAAGUUCCCUGUACAACUUUAGGAUCAGGAUACUCAGUAAAAAGAUAUAUUAUGUGUACUAUUCAUAUUUAUUGUUUAAUUCCCAUGAUGUUGUGAUAUUGUACUUCCAUGACAUGUUCUGAGUCCACAUAAGAGCAAACCUGGAAGAUUCACUGUUUUGUGUUUCUGUGGUUUAAAAAGGCACCAGCAAAUGGUAGGGAGGAGUGGAAAACCAGAGAUUUUAGACUUCUUGAAAAUAAGAUGGUUUCAAAAUUAUAAGCUAGACUGAGUGUAUGUGGUGCAUGUAGUACAGAGAAAAAUUGGCUGCCAAUGGUGCAGUCAGCGACUUUUAUGUCACAAUGUAUUUACUACAUAAUACAGGAAUAAGAUGAAAAACAUAUCUUGGUCAGAAGGUGUGUAUGAUUGCUAUAAACUUGUACUGAGAUCAGAAAUAUUUUGAAUAUUUCCUAGAGACCAUUCAAACACCUUGCUCUUCAUCCCUAAAACAUGUCGUUUUAUUCCUGGAUUAUUGUGAAGAUGUCAUGCUGCUUGUUUGGUUGAACUUGUAACAGGAGUUAAGGUCUACACUCUGUUCUUGUAUAGUUCCUUUCCCAGGAGGUGCCACAGUCAGCCAGUCUACUGCCGUUAUUAAGUUUCAACUCUUGUCUCAAACAUGUAAUUAUUGGCUGUACAUCCGCCUGUAUAUAAUAAAGAUUGGCAAUUACCACCAA